Hyalella azteca is the source of this 1794-nucleotide messenger RNA. RefSeq names its product hemicentin-2-like. Gene Ontology annotation, cellular component: neuron projection. NCBI's taxonomy places the organism in Eukaryota, Metazoa, Arthropoda, Malacostraca, Amphipoda, Hyalellidae. Gene Ontology annotation, molecular function: protein binding. The record is from RefSeq and is a predicted model, not a curated record. The coding region runs from base 1 to 1794 and encodes 597 amino acids. The transcript is spliced from 12 exons.
AUGAAGCUUGUCGAUGAAAGGUUUAUUUCGUAUGGAAAUUCCUCUCACGUCACAAAUUGGUGGAUGUUCAUCAGCUACUCAGCUUCAACGUCAGCAUUGGAUACAUCUGAUCAACAGGGCUCAAUAGAGCUGGUACCGAGCAGCGAGUCCCAAGACGUGUCGUCGGGUUCGAACAUCGUCGUGACGUGCAAACUGAGCGGCAGAGGCUUCACCUCGCAUCGGAUAUGGUGGACAGGUCCUAGUGACCAGCGAGUGCCCACCAGACUUAACAGCAACAAGAGGUAUUACGCCGAGGAGCCGCUGGACGGCACUGAGGUGUCGCUGAUACUGGAGGGCGUGGAGCAGCAGGACGCGGGGGCCUACACAUGCCACGCUACCAUCAACGGCCGCACCACCACACGCAGCUUCCUCCUACACGUCCACAAGACCGUAGAGUUCACCGGCACACCGCAGCACCAGACGCUGUCGGUCGGCGCCGCGUCGUCCCUGCGCUGCACGGCGCGCGGCGACCCGCCGCCCAGCGUCGCGUGGAGCGUCCGCGGCCGCAGACUGAACGCCGAUUCGGAUAAGUACGUGAGAGCGGGCCACAUUCUUCACGUGUACAACGUGACACGUUCAGAUGCUGGGAUCUACACGUGUCACUCGAGGCAGAUCUCACCUCGUAUGUCACACGUGGACUCGUUCAAGAUCAACGUAACGGUCCUGCAUCCACCACAGUUCACGACCGCGAACGACUCAGAACAUUUUGGCUUCGUGCAAGGAGUGGCAAACUUGAGCUGUUCAGUCGACGCAGAUCCGGCCGCUAAUUUCACGUGGUAUAAGGACGGCCAAGAGCUAAGAGCUAAGCUUAUUUUUGAGGAAAAAGAAUCAGAUGACUACAGUUGGCUUCUGAAAACCAGACAAACUCUAGACCGUGUCAGUAGCAUUGGACAUCGUCACAGCCGUGCUGCAGAACGUCCAAACGGGCCGUUAUUGCAGCUUCACCAGGUAGAACAACGGCACGACCGUUCUAAAGAACACCCAACGGAUGACCGUUAUACCGUACGGCAGGAUGGCGGUACUAGUUACCUACAGAUCAACAUCACCGACGAGUCAGUGUUCGGCCGUUACGAGUGUCGGGCAGCCAACGCGCUGGGCAGCGACAGCAGAACUUUCUCCCUUAAACGCGGCGUCCAGCCUCCUACACCUCACAUUGACACGUUGGCGGUAUACGAUCAGACGCUGGCGGUAUACGAUCAGACGCUGGCGGUAUACGAUCAGACGCUGGCGGUAUUCGAUCAGCUGCUGACGAUAUACAACCAGAUGUUGGCGGUUUACGAUAAGACGUUGACUAUCGUGUCUCAGGACAGCCACAACAUCGCGCUGUCUCUGCGUGUCGGGGACCAAGUCUCUGACGAGGGCCAGCACAUCACAGGCUAUGCGGUGCUUUAUAAGAAGGGUGGCGACAAAAGCAGCCUUAUGCAUCACUUCCAUAAAGACGGACCUUUCAUCCUGACCGACCUGCAGCCUGCUACCGUGUAUGUACUGCAGGCUGCCAGCCAAAACAUAGCCGGGAUGUCGCCAUAUUCAGAGCAGAUCGUGCGCCGAACAGACAACCUCACCACGGCCAGAGUUGCGGCCGGCAGUGCUGGCAGAGUGAGCCACAUGAUGAAGGGCAGUGCUGGCAGAGUGAGCCACAUGAUGAAGGGCAGUGCUGGCAGCUACAUGAUGAAGGGCAGUGCUGGCAGCUACAUGAUGAAGGGGCGCGUGGAUCAAAGCGGAAGAGUUCCCUCGUUGAUAAAUAAUCACUUCUAA